GUAUGGCUCCCCAUCAAGAUAUCGAUCUCCUCACGCUGGACUAUCACAUCCCGGCCUGCAACGGCUUCGAGUCACUUGAAGCUGAGAUCAACGAUGAAUGGGUCAAGGUGCCUUCUGUCCGUGAUCACUUGACAGUCAACUUUGGCCUCAUCUUAGCUGCUCUUACCUCGAACCGCGUGAAGGCCACCAGGCACCGCGUCGUGGCACCCCCCAAGGCUCAUCAGAAGGGCUCCAUGCGCAUGGCCCUGCCUUACUUUAUGAUGCCUAGCAAUGACGCCAAGAUCUUGAUCCCGGAGGAUUCUGACCUUUGCAAGUAUUUGGAGGAGUCGGAACUGAAGGAGGGUGCCACAGUCCGUCAGUUGGUACCUCGCAUCCUUGCCCACUUCAAAAGAAAGUAA
Symbiodinium pilosum is the source of this 398-nucleotide messenger RNA. NCBI's taxonomy places the organism in Eukaryota, Dinophyceae, Suessiales, Symbiodiniaceae. The record is from the annotation of a GenBank genome assembly.